UUUCUUUCUUACUCUUCCUCGCAUUCACACUGCACAAUCAACACAGCAUAUCUCCUCCCUCUUCGUGUCUUGGCGUCUUUUUCCUCCGAGAUAGAGAAAGAAAAGAACAAUGGUUGUUGGUGUUGAUGAUGGUGAUGAUGCGGUGGGUAUGAGCCGCAUGGACGCUUCUGCUGUUUUCCCUUACUCUCGAUUCUUCCAUCUUUUUCCUAAAAGGGUUUUGAUGGAAGGGAGGUAUUCUGGGGAUUGAUUGAUUGAUGAUCAAGCUGUUUAGAAGGUUCUCUUGUUGAAUUUGUCUUUGGAAUUGGUUGUAUUCAACUCGCCAGCAGCAAAAUCCACCAAGGAAAUUAUGAGCUGAAUGGGAGAUUCUCUCCUCAUAGCCUUGUCAAUGGAGAAUCAUCACCCAUCCAUUCUCUUGUCCAUGGAUUCCAGUGCCUCCUCUCAUGAUGAACUCGAUUUGGAGAUGAAUCGGCAGAUCUUGCUUUCCCGUCCCCCAGACAUUAACUUAGCUUUGUCAGCUGAGCGUAGCCCUCCCCCUCAGCCGUGGAACUCAGUCCCCUGUGAUAUUUUGGAUGUUGGGCUUGGUCCACAAGUUUAUGAGACCGAGAGUUUCCUUAAUGUCUCUAAGGUUGGGAGGAAAUGUGCCAAGCGGGUAGAUAGCAUAUGGGGUGCUUGGUUUUUCUUUAGUUUCUACUUUAAGCCUGCCUUGAAUGAGAAAUCAAAGGCAAAGAUUAUCCGAGACAGCAAUGGAGUGUCUGGUUUUGAUAAAUCUGAUCUCAAGCUUGAUGUUUUUAUGGUUCAACAUGACAUGGAGAACAUGUAUAUGUGGGUUUUCAAGGACAGGCCCGAGAAUGCAUUGGGGAAGAUGCAGUUGAGGAGCUUCAUGAAUGGGCAUUCUCGCCAGGGGGAGCGCCCAUUUCCCUUCAGUGUGGACAAGGGUUUUGUCCGAUCGCACAGGAUGCAAAGGAAGCAUUAUAGGGGGUUAUCGAAUCCACAGUGCGUGCAUGGAAUAGAUCUCAUUUCAUCGCCCAAUCUCAUGGGUCUUGAUGAUGAAGAGCGGAAAAGAUGGGUGGAACUCACAGGUAGGGAACCGAAUUUCUCGAUCCCACCUGAAGCAAGUGAUUUUAGUUCAUGGAGAAAUCUUCCCAACACUGAUUUUGAGCUUGAGAGGCCACCUGCUCCGAUAAAGAAUGCUCCAACUUCCCACUCAAAUAAGCUGCUUAACGGUUCUGGGCUUAAUUUGUCAACUCAGCCAUCUACCCACAGCAAUGGUGAUGCAAUGGAUCCCUCAUCUCUCAGCAGCAAAAGAAGGAAAGAUUUUUUCCCACAUGGGAGUGACGAUGAUUGUUAUUUGGCCGUUAAUCCUUCCUCUGAUCGGACCACUGAUAUGGAACUUCACCUCAAUGAGCCACCUUGGUUGAAUGACUUUAGUGGAGUGAUGAAAAAUGUGCAUGGGCCUGUUACUGGAGCAAAAACAAUUUAUGAAGAUGAAAAAGCUUAUUUAAUCAUUAUUAGCUUGCCCUUUGUGGAUCUGCAAACAGUAAAGGUUUCUUGGAGAAAUACUCUGAGUCGCGGUAUCAUAAAGGUAUCAUGUAUGAGCACGUCUUGCAUGCACUUCAUCAAGAGGCAUGAUAGAACUUUCAAACUUACAGAUCCAGCUUCCGAGCAUUGUCCGCCGGGGGAGUUCGUUAGAGAAAUCCCACUUUCAACUAGAAUCCCUGAGGAUGCAAACAUAGAAGCUUAUUAUGAUGGACCAGGAUCCGUGCUUGAAAUUAUGGUGCCAAAACUCCGUGCAGGACCUGAAGAACAUGAGGUUCGUGUUUGCCUUCGUCCUCAUCUUGGAGGCAAUGACUUUAUGUUGACCUGAGAUGAGCAUUUAUCUGAGAUAGUUGGGGCGGGAUGGAUCAUUGAUGUUUCAUUGCUUUUUGUACCAUGUUAUGUCAUCUGUCACUGCUUUAUUUCAUAAACGUGAUUAAUUGAUUUGGGCUGUAAUGGUGAUUAUGGUUUGUUUUUGUUGGCA
Tripterygium wilfordii is the source of this 2017-nucleotide messenger RNA. RefSeq lists its product as uncharacterized. The record is from RefSeq and is a predicted model, not a curated record. Lineage: Eukaryota; Viridiplantae; Streptophyta; Magnoliopsida; Celastrales; Celastraceae. The coding region runs from base 356 to 1864 and encodes 502 amino acids. The transcript has 2 exons.